CAAUGACGUUUUGCGCAUGCUCACGUUGAGCCAGAGAGCUGCAAGGAAAAAGUACAAGAGACAAAGGAAUAAACAACUCACGGUGUGGACGCGAAAACACCAAGUUUGAGGAAUGAAAGCAACCUAGACUGUAACAUAUCGUAUGCAGACAGAGCCAAGGUUAUCUCUGCAGUUCUCACAGUGGUCUUCUAUGGCAGUUGCCAGGAUCCUGCACUGCUGACCCAUUUAGUCCUGGUCAGCUGUGCGAGUCAAGCUGUCUUUUCCACCCCGGUGUCAGCCAAAAUGGAAAGAACUUCUCUGCCCUAGUGGUUACUAUGGUGCUCAGCAAGUCUUUGUGCAAUAACAACAUGAAGAACACAGAAAGAGGACACAACCGAGUGUGCUUUUGAGAAGAUUUCCGCUUGUGCUUUUCUUAUUUUCACUGAUUCACUGCGAGUUGCACUGGCUCACCUUUCAUCCCAGUAGCAAACUCCCCUCCCCUUGCCACUCAUCCCAAGCAGCUGAGAGGUUGCUGUGGAGAUGAUAGUGGUGACAUAGCAGCAGGAAUGGGGAGUACUCCAUGUUCUGGUAAGGGGAGGGGGGUCGGGGGUUUUCAAGAGCUGGGUUGUAUGCCAUGGAAGGUCAGCAAGCAGAAAGGAGAAGCCGUUGGUGGACGUGGGUCUGAGCUAGAGGAUAGACCGAAUGCUGGAACGCCCCCCGCCUCGUCACAACCUCCCGCCAUUUAUCACGAAAAGCAGCAUCGAGAGCUGUGCGCUCUGCAUGCCCUAAACAAUGUCUUCCAGGACGGAGCAGCAUUCAGCCGUGAUGCACUUCAGGACAUCUACCAGAGGCUCUCGCCUAGCACUUUGGUAACACCCCACAAGAAAAACAUGCUGGGUAAUGGGAACUAUGAUGUGAAUGUAAUCAUGGCUGCAUUGCAGACUCGGGGGUUUGAGGCUGUUUGGUGGGACAAGAGAAGGGACGUUGGCAGCAUUGCACUGCCAAACGUCACUGGUUUCAUCUUGAAUGUGCCAUCCAAUCUGCGCUGGGGGCCGUUGCGACUGCCCCUCAAACGGCAGCACUGGAUUGGAGUUCGAGAAGUGGGAGGAGUUUACUAUAACUUGGACUCCAAACUGCGCAGUCCUCAUGCUAUCGGAACAGCUGAUGAAUUGAGGAAGUUCUUGCGUCACCAGCUUCGAGGGAAGAACUGUGAACUCCUAUUGGUCGUGCCAGAGGAGGUGGAAGUCCACCAGACGUGGAGGUCUGAUAACUGAUGAAUGUUUUGGAUUGCUUUUUUUUAUUUUUAUGUUUUGUUUUGUUUUUUGGAGGUAUCUCAAGUUCACGCUCAGGAGGGAAAUAUGAGGUUCAAUCAGGGACCCAUGUA
Molecule: messenger RNA, 1363 nt
Organism: Rhinichthys klamathensis goyatoka
Lineage: Eukaryota; Metazoa; Chordata; Actinopteri; Cypriniformes; Leuciscidae
Gene: josd1
Product: Josephin domain containing 1
Exons: 5
Coding region: 546-1253 (235 amino acids)
Biological process (GO): protein deubiquitination
Molecular function (GO): cysteine-type deubiquitinase activity
Source: RefSeq, a predicted model, not a curated record